GUCCAGGUGGACUCAGUUCAGUGUUUAGGGAAGCGAGAAAGACAUUUUCAACGGGAGAGUUUAUUGCUUUUUUUAUUUUCCAACUCGUAAUGUUUUUAGGCAUACCAGUGCGUUUCUAUUAAAGGGGCUCGGUUUUGGAAUUGAAAUAACCUUCAGCUAGAGACGACAGAGCUGCAGGUGAACGUGGAAGGAUUUCAUAUGGAAUGUGCCCACGUUAAACACGAGGCUCCUGAGCUGCAGUGUUGUGUCAUUGAGAAGGAGGUUUCAGAGCCCUGGUCUCAGGACUGUAAAGAGGAGCGGGCUGAGCCUCACCGGGGACCCCACGUUAAGCACGAGGCUCCUGAGCUGCAGUGUUGUGUCAUUGAGAAGGAGGUUUCAGAGCCCUGGUCUCAGGACUGUAAAGAGGAGCGGGCUGAGCCUCAUCGGGGACCCCACGUUAAGCACGAGGCUCCUGAGCUGCAGUGUUGUGUCAUUGAGAAGGAGGUUUCAGAGCCCUGGUCUCAGGACUGUAAAGAGGAGCGGGCUGAGCCUCACCGGGGACCCCACGUUAAGCACGAGGCUCCUGAGCUGCAGUGUUGUGUCAUUGAGAAGGAGGUUUCAGAGCCCUGGUCUCAGGACUGUAAAGAGGAGCGGGCUGAGCCUCAUCGGGGACCCCACGUUAAACACGAGGCUCCUGAGCUGCAGUGUUGUGUCAUUGAGAAGGAGGUUUCAGAGCCCUGGUCUCAGGACUGUAAAGAGGAGCGGGCUGAGCCUCAUCGGGGACCCCACGUUAAGCACGAGGCUCCUGAGCUGCAGUGUUGUGUCAUUGAGAAGGAGGUUUCAGAGCCCUGGUCUCAGGACUGUAAAGAGGAGCGGGCUGAGCCUCACCGGGGACCCCACGUUAAACACGAGGCUCCUGAGCUGCAGUGUUGUGUCAUUGAGAAGGAGGUUUCAGAGCCCUGGUCUCAGGACUGUAAAGAGGAGCGGGCUGCGCCUCACCGGGGACCCCACGUUAAACACGAGGCUCCUGAGCUGCAGUGUUGUGUCAUUGAGAAGGAGGUUUCAGAGCCCUGGUCUCAGGACUGUAAAGAGGAGCGGGCUGAGCCUCACCGGGGACCCCACGUUAAGCACGAGGCUCCUGAGCUGCAGUGUUGUGUCAUUGAGAAGGAGGUUUCAGAGCCCUGGUCUCAGGACUGUAAAGAGGAGCGGGCUGAGCCUCACCGGGGACCCCACGUUAAACACGAGGCUCCUGAGCUGGACUCUGACAGCAUUGCACAGCAUGUCUCUGAACUGGGGGCAGUGCACAUCAUAGAGGAGAGUCCUGAAUGGGAAUCUGUCCACAUUCAAGCAAAAAGGGCAUCUGCUAUCAGCGUUACAUCAUCCUAUCCCUGUCCCCACUGUGAAGUGUCUUUCACUGGACAGUCGUACCUUCAGGGACACAUAAAGAACAAACACAGGGAACAGUACCUGGAGACACUGAGAGCCGGAUCACUGAAAAGCAAACCAUUCGAGUCCAGACGCCUGACUGCAUUAAACUUACUGAGCACAGCAACCGAGGAGCCCGCGUGUGCCAGCAACUGUGAAACUGUGGACGACCGACAGGCAAACCGCCAUCACUGCACUGACUGUGGGAAGAGCUUUAGUGGGCUCGCCCGCCUGAAAAGACACAGUGGAAUUCACGCGGGACAGCCCCCGUAUCAUUGCUCUGAAUGUCCGAAGAGUUUCAGGGAUUCUGAAAAACUGGAAACUCACCAGAGGACUCACACAGGAGAGACUCCGCAUCACUGCACUGACUGUGGGAAGAGUUUCACUCAGUUAGGAAAUCUUAAAAUCCACCAGCGGAUCCACACAGGGGAAAGCCCCUACAGCUGUGCUGAGUGCAAGAAAAGCUUCAAGUACUUAGAGUCCCUGAAACAGCAUGAGAGAAUCCACACAGGAGAGACUCCGUAUCACUGCAGUGAAUGUGAGAGGAGCUUCAGUGUGCUGGGAAACCUGAAGAAACACCAGCGAAUCCACACAGGAGAGACUCCGUAUCACUGCAGCGUCUGUGGAAAGAGUUUCAAUCAGGUACAGAACCUGAAGAAACACCAGCAGAUGCACAGCGGAGAAACACCGUUCGUCUGUACUGACUGUGGAAAGAGCUUCAAUCAGUCAGGGAACCUGAGAGCUCAUCAGCGCAUUCACACAGGGGAGACCCCCUAUAUAUGCGGGGAGUGUGGGAAGAGUUUCAGACAGUCAGGAAACCUCAAAACACACCAGAGAACUCACACAGGAGAAUCUCCUUACGUGUGUGGAGAAUGUGGGAAAAGUUUCAAAGACUCUGGGAAACUGAGAAGACACCAGCUGGUUCACUCAGGAGAGACUCCCUAUCACUGUGUGGAGUGUGGGAAGAGCUUCAACCAGCUCGGAAAUCUAAAAGCACACCAGCGAGUUCACAAGGGACACGCUGCCCUGUAUCCAUGCGAGGAAGAUCUGAAGAUGAACUCUGUCCACAUUAAAGAGGAGGUCUUUGCCCGGGAAUGUGCUGUGCUUCCAGAAACGGUGACACAACGGCCAUGGAUUGAAACUGAGGAGACAGACCCGAAGCGCGACAGCAGCUACAAUACAGCAGAGGGCGCCCUGGAGUCAGGCCCUUGUGAAGAGCAUCUCUCUGAACUCAGAUCGCUCCCAAGUGCUGAAGAGGGCAGUGACCUGGACGAUGCUGACAUUGCAGGAGAUAUCUCUGAACUACAGGUUAUCCAGAUUAAACCAGAGCUCUCUAAAGACACUGACAUGAAUGAAGAAAGCCCAGCGCCCUGCUCUGCUACUGGCAGUGUAGCGUCACUUGAAGUGGAUCAGGAUGAGAGAUACACAUGUCCUCAGUGUGACGUCUCUCUUAUUGGGAAAGAACACUUUGAGAGCCAUCUAAAGACUGCACACCUGCAACACAAUACAGACACCACGGGAAAGCGGACAGCUAACAGCCCUGCUGCAGACCAGAGCCUUCAAAUCCCGCUGGAAUGUGACAGUCGUCUCCGGCAGAGGGAUCCCCACAAACCCCACAAACAACACGUCUGCACUGUGUGCGGGAAAACGUUCAAGGAGCCGGGAGCUCUCACAAACCAUCACCGAAUCCAUACCGGAGACGCUCCCUUUCUGUGUGCGGUCUGUGGGAAGAGCUUCAAUCAGGCUGUGAACCUUAAAAGACAUCAGCGAAUCCACAGCGGAGAAAGGCCCUAUCACUGCCCUGACUGCGGGAGGAGUUUCAGCCACGCUAAAACCCUCACUGUGCACCAGCGCAUUCACACUAAAGAGAGCCCCUAUCACUGUGACAGCUGUGAGAAAAGCUUCAAGAGCUCAGGAAACCUGAAAGCACACCAGCGCACUCACACAGGGGAGACCCCGUAUCACUGCAGUGAAUGCGGGAAGAGUUUCAAUCUCUUACAAAACUUUAAAAAGCACCAGAGGCGUCACUCGGGAGUGACUCCGUUUCACUGCACAGACUGUGCAAAAAGCUUCAAAGAUUUGGGUUCCCUGAAGGCUCACCAGCGCAUUCACUCGGGAGAGACCCCGUACAGGUGCACAGUCUGUGGGAAGAGUUUCAGAGAGUCCGGGGUCCUGAGGAAACAUGAGCGAAUCCACACUGGAGAGACCCCCUACAAGUGCGCUUACUGUGUGAAGAGCUUCAGACAGAUCGGGCACCUGAAUACACACCAGCGACUUCACACAGGAGAGGCCCCGCAUCAGUGCCCUGACUGCGGGAAGAGCUUCAGAGAGUCUGGAGACCUGAAGAAACACCGGAGGAUCCACACUGGAGAGACCCCCUAUCUCUGCACUGACUGUGGGAUGAGAUUCUGCCAGUCAGGACACCUCAAGAGACACCAGCUCAUUCACACAGGAGAGACCCCCUUUCUGUGCACGGAGUGUGGGAGGAGUUUCAGACACUCUAAAACUCUGCUGGUACACCGGCGCACUCACACCCGGGAGACCCCGUAUCACUGCACUGUGUGUGAGAAGAGCUUCAGCCAGGGGCAGAACCUCAAGAGACACCAGCGGGUUCACACAGGAGAGGCCCCGUAUCGCUGUGCUGUCUGCGGGAAGAGCUACAAGGAGUCUCGCUCGCUUGUGGCGCACCGUCGAAGCCACACAGGAGAGACUCCUUAUCCAUGUGCCGAUUGUGGGAAGAGUUUCAGACACGCCAAGACUCUCAAAGUAUACAAGAGAAUUCACACUGGAGAGAGACCGUACCCCUGUGAGGAGUGUGACAAGAGAUUCAGGCAUUCGAAAGACCUGAAAAAACACAGCAAAAGCCACGCCAGACAGAUCACAUGAGGGAAACAUUUGAAGGUUUCUGCGCACACCUGAAUAUGAAAAUAAACCUGCGCUCUUUCAUGGUUUGUAUUGUGUUUGAAUUGCAAGUUUCUACAUGCAGUCUGCUGUUGUACAGUAUUUUUUGUGUUGAAAGAUUUGUAUUUACAAAGUGAAUGUAUAUUUUUUUCGAAGUAGUUUUCUGUGUUUUGUAUUGGCACACAGCACUCUGUACUCCUGCAUGGACGAUCACACACAGGCACACCUGCUUACUGGUGUCUGUCUGUCUGUAUACUUGGUCUGGUUCUUGCAGUGAGACUUUAUGAAGCAACAUGAGUUAAUUCUAAAGGGUGAUGCGAAACGUUUGGCCUAAGCUGUACAUCCGAAGCACCUUACUAUACAGACUAUGGAAAAGUGAAUGAAACACAGUAUACAAAACUGCACUGAGAACCAGCUAGAAGUGUUGCAAAUGUCAUAGGAAAGGAAAGGGGGCAGUGAAAAAACAGAAGGCUUUGAAGAAGUCAUUCAGGGCUCUCUACACUUUAAACCAGAGAGGUUUCAAGUGUGUGAUAAUGAGGAGGACUGGACUGGGCUGGACUGGACUGGACUGGGCUGGGAUCUCUCCGAGUGUUUUAUUCCCCGCUGCCAUCAACCAACAGCUCAUCAUUUCAUGAUGUGUGUAUCAUCGAUAAAGCCAUGUGUAAAUAAAUCUGUAGAUGAGCUUGUCUCUGAAAUGCGUUGUCAUCACUAAACCUGUUUGUGUGCUUCGAUUGGUCCAUGCUGUGCUUCCAAAGUGUCUGUUAAGACUGGUGGAGAUCGUGUGGAACGGGGUAAGUCCACAGAAAGUGUUUUUCUAUGACAUGUUUAAUAAAAAACAUCUUUAUAAUA
Molecule: messenger RNA, 5154 nt
Organism: Acipenser ruthenus (sterlet)
Lineage: Eukaryota; Metazoa; Chordata; Actinopteri; Acipenseriformes; Acipenseridae
Product: zinc finger protein 721-like
Exons: 5
Coding region: 199-4290 (1363 amino acids)
Biological process (GO): regulation of transcription by RNA polymerase II
Cellular component (GO): nucleus
Molecular function (GO): DNA-binding transcription factor activity, RNA polymerase II-specific; RNA polymerase II transcription regulatory region sequence-specific DNA binding
Source: RefSeq, a predicted model, not a curated record